AUGACGCUCUACUACAGUCUGGUCUUCCUCCUCUUGGUGACAGAGAUGCUCAUCUUCUGUGCCCUCAUCGUUCCCCUGCCAUUCACAUGGCGCCGCAAGCUUUUCACCUUCAUUUCGGAGAGUCCGAUAAUUGCCAAAUUACAAUAUGGCAUGAAGAUUACGUUCAUAUUCAUUCUCAUACUGUUCAUUGACAGUGUGAACCGCGUCUAUCGCGUGCAAAUUGAGCUUUCCGGCUCAGAUGAGCAGGGCCGCCCAGGUGUCGCUGCUGGAGGUAUCGAACGCAUGGAGGUCCAAGCUCGCAAGUUCUACUCGCAGCGCAACAUGUACCUCUGUGGUUUUACCCUCUUCCUUUCGCUCAUCCUCAACCGCACUUACGUCAUGAUCCUCGAUGUUCUCCGUCUCGAAGAGGAGGUCAAGAGCCUGAGGGGUGACCCCAAGGCCAGCAAGAACUCUGCCCUGAAGAACGCUGGUGGCCCUGGCGAAGUUGGUGCUCUCAGGAAGGAGCUCGAGGCCAAGGACCGUGACAUGGAGAACCUGAAGAAGCAGGUUGAGAACAUGCAGAAGGAGUACAACCGCAUGGGUGAUGAGGUUGCUGGCAGGAAGUAG
Molecule: messenger RNA, 606 nt
Organism: Bipolaris oryzae ATCC 44560
Lineage: Eukaryota; Fungi; Ascomycota; Dothideomycetes; Pleosporales; Pleosporaceae
Exons: 4
Coding region: 1-606 (201 amino acids)
Biological process (GO): intracellular protein transport; endoplasmic reticulum to Golgi vesicle-mediated transport
Cellular component (GO): endoplasmic reticulum membrane; endoplasmic reticulum
Source: RefSeq, a predicted model, not a curated record